Molecule: messenger RNA, 3330 nt
Organism: Zootermopsis nevadensis
Lineage: Eukaryota; Metazoa; Arthropoda; Insecta; Blattodea; Termopsidae
Gene: und
Product: methionyl aminopeptidase und
Biological process (GO): proteolysis
Cellular component (GO): cytoplasm
Molecular function (GO): metalloaminopeptidase activity
Source: RefSeq, a predicted model, not a curated record
GUAAACAUCUACCAUAUUACACGGCGCAACAAUCCAGAAGACAGAAAUCUUUAUAGAAAAACAAUUCUGCUACCACUGCGCACCAGGGAACGCAGAGAAAGCCAGAGACUAAUAAUCACGGAAAUCAAGUCGAUUUCGACGGUAACGAAAUAUAUAACACUGUGGAGAGUCUGCGGCCCAAUAUCCGAUACUAGUUGUUUUAUUAUCUGUGGAUACUAGUAAUGACUUGUAUUGGGCAGCCUGUUGGAGAUAGUAAUUAUGGCUGCCGUUUUGGAUGAGGUAGGAAAAUCUGAAGAAAAAUUGGUGGACGAUGGAAAUAUCGAUGAAAUUGACGAUAUAGAAGGUGAAGAUGGAGCAACAGAAGCUUCAAAGAAAAAGAAAAGGAAGAAGAAAAAGAAGAAGGCUGGCGCUGGUGAAGCAACCGCUGAUGUACCAGGUGGGGGAGAAAUUGAAAACGUGAUUGAAGAAAUUGGCGACAAAUUAGGAAAUGCAAAAAUUAAUGGAGCAGAGAACGAACUAGAUGAGUUAGGUGAUGAUGCAAAAAAGAAGAGAAAAAAGCGUAAAAGUCGAGGAAAAGGCCAGAAAAUCCAGACAGACCCUCCUUCCAUUCCUAUUGCAGAACUCUUUCCAGAUGGUGUGUUCCCUAUAGGAGAGGAAAUGGAAUAUCCUUUAGUUGGGGACUCUCGUACUGCUAAAGACCGAUUUACAAGUGAAGAGAAACGUGCACUUGACCGACUUCAUAAUGAUAUUUACAAUGAAGUACGUCAUGCAGCAGAAGUUCAUAGACAGACUCGGCAGCACAUCCAGAAGUGGGUUAAACCGGGGAUGACAAUGAUUGAAAUCUGUGAAGAACUUGAGUCAGUAGCGCGCAAGUUGAUCCAGGAAGAUGGGCUGAAAGCUGGAUUGGCAUUCCCAACAGGCUGCUCUCGCAAUCAUUGUGCUGCCCAUUACACUCCAAAUGCAGGUGACACGACUGUUCUGCAGUAUGACGAUGUUACCAAGAUUGAUUUUGGAACUCAUAUCAAUGGUCGUAUUAUUGAUUGUGCAUUCACUUUGGCAUUUGAUCAUAAGUAUGAUAAGCUAAUUGAAGCUGUACGUGAUGCUACAAAUACUGGAAUUAAGGCUGCUGGUAUUGAUGUUCAGCUGUGUGAUAUAGGUGCAGCAAUCCAAGAGGUAAUGGAGUCAUAUGAGGUGGAGCUGGAUGGUAAGGUAUAUCAAGUCAAGUCCAUUAGGAACCUGAAUGGUCACUCCAUCUCACCUUAUCGUAUCCAUGCUGGUAAGACUGUGCCAAUAGUGAAAGGUGGGGAAGCAACAGUCAUGGAGGAAAAUGAGUACUAUGCGAUUGAAACAUUUGGCUCAACAGGGCGUGGCCAAGUUCAUGAUGAUAUGGAAGUAUCACAUUAUAUGAAGAAUUUUGAAGUUGGUUAUGUACCAUUGAGAUUGCUGUCAUCAAAGUCUCUGUUGAAUGUGAUCAACAAGCAUUUUGGUACAUUGGCUUUCUGUCGCCGUUGGCUGGAUCGUGUUGGUUGCACCAAAUACCAGAUGGCUCUUAAGGAUCUAUGUGAUAAGGGUGUUGUUGAUCCCUAUCCUCCAUUGUGUGAUGUGAAAGGAAGUUACACUGCACAAUUUGAACAUACCAUUCUUUUGAGACCAACUUGUAAAGAGGUUGUUAGUCGUGGAGAAGAUUACUGAAAUAUGUUUGUUCUUGUUCUCAUGAAGUUAGAUUUAGAAUUAGUCUUCUCUACUAUUUGUGGUAUGUUUUUUUUUUUCUGAAUAUGAAAGGUUGACAAAAAUUCCUUGAACAGCUUACAUUUUAUUGCAUUGCAUUUUGGUUAUUAAUUAUGUCUUUAAUAUGUUCAAGGUUUUUUGGCCCUCUCUGGAUGUUUAAGACUGGUCUAAAAUUGGUUUAUUAUGUUACUAUUGAGUAUGUCUUAGGAAUAAAAUACAGUACGAAUUGGAAGUAUGAUAUGAUAUCAGGGUUACAUAUGUACUACAGGCCUUGUUAAAAUUUGUAUUAGACUUCUGUUGUCUACUUAAUGGAAUAUGUAUUUCAUUUUGCCCAGUGCAGCAUUUUGUAGGAAAUUGAUCAUAUUUAUUGGUGGUCAACAGUAACACAUGAAACCUGAAAAUUGGAGCAAGAGAAUUUAGCUGUAUACACUUUUUCAAGUUUUUUAAGAUAUUUAUUGCAGAAAUACACACUUGCCAAGAUAUAAUUUUAUCGCUGGUUUGUUUCAUAAAAUAUUUAUGAACUUUGUGCUGCAAUACUGUGUAAAAUCCAUAGUGCAUGUGUAAAGAGGGAUUAGUUAUGAUCUAAAAUUGACACUUCUUAUGAUCAAUAUUGUUACCAUUUUUGUAUAGACACUGGUUGGAACUAUUGAAGUUUGCAUCUUCAUUCAGUUUUACUAGUAACAUUUCUUAUGAAGUUUGAUCCACAAAAUUUAUGAGAAAGUUAAACCACUGUGUCAUACAUGACAUUUAAUCUUGUCCAGUUCACUAAUCAAGUUUACUAAUUAAUCUGUAUAAUCAAGUGUCAGAUAUUUGUAAUUUAUGCCAUGGGAGAGAGCAGCUUAAGCCUAUAUCUAUUAGUUCUGAGAUUUUGAUUAAUCAAAUUGUUGGUCUUUUAUUUUCAUUUCACAAUUAUGACAGAAUUGUGAAAUUUUUCAUCAUUAUUUCAUCUUCCCACUACUUAUCUACCAGAGGUAGUUAACAUUUCUUGUGGUAGAUAGAAGGUGGGAGACUUAAAGAAUUUGUGUGCUUAAUUUUCUAUUGAGAAAAGCUUAAUGAAUAUUGUAUGUGGGCAUACCUUCUCUCCCAGUACUGAAGAAAAUUAUUGCAGGAAAAUUGAUCUUCAACACACAAAGAAAUGCCUUUCCUUUUUGUUGCUGUGCAUGUUUGUAAGAGGUAUAGGUAAUUCAAGUGUUCUCGUAUCAUUUUAAUAAGUUCAUAAUAUAUGUAUUAAUUUUAGUCUUGUUUUAUAUGCAAAAUUAUGUCUAGAAAUAUUAUUUUUAUUAGGCACUAUAUUUCAACAAGAAUUGUACACAGUGUAGUAAGUUAUCAUAAACUGAAUUGUUUUUCUGUAUUUUACUUUGAGAGGUUGGAUUUUUUUAACAAAAGACUGAAAUAUAUUUCCUGUAAACUAUAGUUAGCUGCAAAUUUUCUUGUGAAACCAGAGUGUUUACCAGUUGUUUAAACUACUUUCAGGGUUUAUUUCACAAACGUUAUAUGUCACCAUGGGAUGGUGAACUUCAUAGCUGUUUUAUGUGUGUAUUCAUUAUGCUGUGAUUUUUUUCUCAUGCCAGUUCCUUGAGAUUAAAAUGAGGUAAAUUCCUA